ACUCACAUAUUUUCAUACAACACUUACUUUGAUCGUCUUGUGGCAAAUAUGCUCUUCUACAGACAGUCUUGUUGCUUGAAAACCUUUCGGUAAAAAGUUAAACUGUACAAGAAGUUAUUUUCCUAGAUCAUCAUCCUUGCACUCAGCUGGUCCUGAUUCCAAGUGUUCUGACAUCAGAACCACCUCAGCUGCGGCACGCUAUUGGCUGCGCCACUGCAGCUCCCGUGCGCGCCACAGUAGGGCUUUCAACGCUCUCAGCCAGCGCACCUCAUCCUCGCUGGCAUUGAGGUCAGAGCAGAGGAAGGCGAGAGAUUCAGUGUGAGAGCUUUUACCUAUAAAUUGGAGAUGGUGAGUGUUCCGGGCGCAGUUGUUCUUCUCGAUGGGGAGACUGUAGUCAAGGAGCAAAUGGGACCUGAGGACUGCAGCGAGAUGGCGAUGGAAGCUCGGUGUCGGGCUGGAGAUGAGAAGGCUGACCGGUGGCGGUCUCUGGGAAUCGUAUGGAGAAACGUUAUCCUCAUGGCCCUUCUGCACAUCGGGGCGGUGUAUUCCAUCCUUGUUAUCCCCAGAGCGAAGCCCCUUACCUGGGUCUGGUCCUACGUGUGUUUCAUCGUGACAGCCCUGGGGGUGACAGCAGGGGCCCAUCGGCUGUGGAGCCACCGCUCCUACAGGGCCAAGCUUCCUCUCAGAGUCUUCCUCGCAGCCGCCAACUCCAUGGCCUUCCAGAAUGAUAUCUAUGAGUGGGCAAGAGACCACCGUGUGCACCACAAGUUCUCAGAGACAGAUGCAGACCCCCACAAUGCAACACGAGGCUUUUUCUUCGCUCACAUUGGCUGGCUGUUUGUGCGUAAACACAGCGAUGUCAUCGAGAAGGGAAGAAAGCUGGACGUCACUGAUCUCUUGGCUGACCCCGUGGUCCAGUUCCAGAGAAGGUAUUAUAAGACCUCAGUCCUGAUCAUGUGCUUCCUGGUUCCCACUGUGGUUCCGUGGUACUUUUGGGGUGAGACACUGUGGAACUCCUACUUCCUGGCAUCCAUCUUGCGUUACACGGUCUCGCUCAACGUCACCUGGCUGGUGAACAGCGCCGCCCACAUGUACGGGAACCGGCCAUACGACCAGAACAUCAGCCCCCGCGAGAACCGCUGGGUCACCUUCGGAGCCAUCGGUGAGGGUUUCCAUAACUUCCACCACACGUUCCCCUUUGACUACUCUACCAGUGAGUUCGGCCUGCGCUUCAACCCCACCACCUGUUUUAUCGAUCUCAUGUGCUGGAUGGGCCUGGCCAGCAACCGCAAGAAAGCCUCCGUGGAAACAAUACAGUCCAGAAAACUAAGGACAGGGGAUGGGAGCUACGGAGCGGUCAACAGCACACAAGAUAAAGAAGCAUGAGUGGUGGCUCUCACUGAACCAAGUCGUGGUUGAGAAGUCCAUGGUGAGACGUCAAUAUAUUCUUAGACCGCCACUGCAUUAUGGUUUCUCAUUUGAUUGAUUUAUUUAUUUUGGGCUCAUUGAGAUUUAAAAUCAAAUUUUCAAGAGCGUCCUGGCCAAGAUAGGCAGUGCCAAGUCAUUACAAAAAUUACAGACAAACAACAUGAAAAACUACAAGUAAUCUAGUGAAAACCAUAGAAUUCACAAGAGUAUAACAAAAACAUUGACAGGACAGGGAAUCAGUCUCAAGAUCAUUCAUCAGUAAUUUAAAAAUACCCAUCGGGACAAGUUCUUCCAGUUUAAAAGUAUUUUGUAAGGCGUUCCAAGACGAUGGCGCAGAGUACAUAAAAGCCCUUUUACCAAAUUCAUUUCGGACACUUGGAACAGUUAGCAGGAUGAAGUCCAGCGAAUGACGAGAGUACCCACCACAUUUCUGAACAAUAAAAAUGCCCAAAUAAAAAGGUAGUAAACCAAAAUGGCUUUAAAUAAAUAAAUAUACUUUAAAUAAAAGUAUACCAGUGACUGAGCAUACGAGUGACUAGAGAAGGCCAGCCAACCCUGGUAUACAAAGUGCAGUAGUGCAUAAGGGUUUUGCAUCAAUUGAUCUCAAACACUGAGUGGAAGCAUUCACAUAUAAGAUAUCCCCAUAGUCUAGUAAAGGCAUAAAUGUAGCUGGUACUAGCCUCCUUCUGGCUUCAAAAGAAAAACAGGCCUUAUUCCUAAAACAAAAUCACAAUUUCAGCAUCAAUUUUUUGUAAGAUGUUGAAUAUGCAAUUUAAAAGAGAGGCCGUCAUCAAUUAAAAUUCCAAGAUAUUUAUAUGAGGUCACAACCUCAAUCUCCUUGCCCUGAUAGGUAGUAAUAGGUGAAAGGUUCAGAGGUCUAUUUCUUGCUUUAGAAAACACCAUUAGUUUAGUUUUGUCAGUAUUGAGGAUACGCUUCAAUUGACACAAGGUAUGUUGAACAGUAUAAAAAGCAGUUUGCAAGUUCUGGAAAGCUUUUGUAAGAGACGAGGCACAACAGUAAAUAACAGUAUCAUCAGCAUAAAAAUGAAGUUGCGCAUUUUGGACAUUUUUGUCUAAAUCAUUUAUAUAAAUAGUGAAUAAGAGAGGACCAAGUACAUAGCCUUGGGGCACACCAUUAAAGACAGACAAUUUAACAGACAUAGGCCCAUCAAAUUGAGUGCACUGAGUUCUAUCAGACAGAUAGUUGGCAAGCCAAGCAACUGCAUGCUCUGAAAUACCUACACUCAACAAUCUCUGCCUUAGUAUAGCAUGAUCAACUGUACCAAAAGCCUUAGAGAGAUCAAUAAAAAGCGAGACACAGUGCUGUUUUUUGUCAAGGGCAUAAGUGAUAUCAUUUAAAACCCUAAUGGCUGCUGUAAUUGUGCUAUGCUUCUUCCUGAAGCCAGAUUGGUACAUUGAUAAAAUAGAUUAAGUAAAUAAAAACUAUUUUAGCUGUUCACUCACAAGGGUUUCAAGUAUUUUCACCAGGGGAGACAGCUUUGAGAUUGGCCUAUAAUUAUUUUAAAAAGUUGGAUCUCCCCCUUUUAAAAGUGGUAGGACAAAUGCUGGUUUCCAGAUUUCCGGAAUUUCAUUACAUUCCAGGGUUAGAUUGAACAGAUAUGUAAGUGGUUCAGCUAUGAAAUCAGCUGCCAGAUUUAAAAAGCAGGGAUCCAGAAGAUCAGGACCUGCAGGCUUUCUCUGAUCUAAGAAUUUCAGGGCUUUAUGUACCACCUGCACUGAGAAUAGCAAAAAGCUAAAGGUUUGACCAGCUCUCACUGGUUCAUCCACACAAAAUUGUACAGAGACAGAGAAUCACUGAAUCAAACAGCCUACCAGAUGAUAAAAGUGCUCAUUGAAACAAUUCAGCAUUUCAGUUUUGUCAUAUACAGCAACAUAUACAGAGUCCUUCAAAACACAUGACAGUAACUAAUUAACAUUACUGUUACCAGACAUAGACUUAAUAGCCUUCCGAAACUCAUGUUUCGUCUGCUAUAUUUUGUACUUUGGUCUUUUGGAUCCCCGAAUUGUACAUUAUGUUCUGACACAAAGGUGUCGUUUUUGACUCACUGGUUAGUUAAUCCAAGGUUUAGUCUGGAAACCAAGACAACCAGACACCUUUUGAAAUCAGAAAAUCAAAUCCUAGCAUUGUUACUUACCUGUUGCAUGAGCUCCCACAAGCCAGGCUCUGCAGUACGUUACUAUGUGGAGAAGGGUUUCUAGUGCAGGGGGACUGGUGGGGAGGCAUUAUAAAAGAUGACUCCUGCUUUCAGGAUACACAUGCUGUUUAUUGUCAACGUUUUGAUUGUCGUGUCUUGAAAAAGGUCACCGAGCGAAACGUGGACGGUAAAUGUCAGUCACAUGCAGAGGUAAUGGUGUAUGGGGGGUUAACUUUAAUAUGUUUCGACAUGUUUACCAGAACGUGACGUAAGUGAGAGAGGAAAGGUCCCUGGUGUGUUCCCUCUAGCGUGGAAACUCACGUCACCUGUACCAAGUCCCCACCCCCCUUCAAUCCUUCAUCACAUUGAGAUGUCCUUAGGCGAUGUGAAAUAGGGCCACUGGUUGCGGAGAACAUUUAUUUUAUUCCCUUGCCUUACCAUCAAUCAGGAUGUAUCGCCUGUGACGUAUAACUUGUCGGUUUCCCUCCACGUUCAGCUUGUCUGCGAGACACAGAUAUGUGGAAUAAAGAAAAGUCUAAGUAGAUGACUGAGGAGGUCAGAUAGAUGACUGAGGAGGUCAGAUAGAUGACUGAGGAGGUCAGAUAGAUGACUGAGGAGGUCAGAUAGAUGACUGAGGAGGUCAGAUAGAUGACUGAGGAGGUCAGAUAGAUGACUGAGGAGGUCAGAUAGAUGACUGAGGAGGUCAGAUAGAUGACUGAGGAGGUCAGAUAGAUGAAUGACGAGGUCAGAUGUCAGACUGAUUGGAUGAGUAUUACUGGUCUCUGAUUGAUUCAGUCUUGAAUGAUCACAGUUCACGUCUAUGCUUUCAGAGAAUCUAACGGACCGUGGAAGAAGUGGCGGGUAGAUAUUCAAUAUAUCAGUCAAAGCAAGGCCGCGCUGCAGCUUCCAUGGCGACGAAUUAGUUGUUUAAAAAACGCUCGCAGGAACAUUUCAGCGUUAUCUACUCACUAUGCUGAAAGUUCAGUCUCCACAUUUACACGACACCACACCACUAUUCUCAGGUAUAAAACAGAAGUCUCUCGGUCAUGAUGUAUUUCGUAGUUGGAACGAUUCAGAUUUGAAUUCAAUACAAGACAGAACAUGAGAAAAAGACGUGAGGUUACGAGAGCAUGUUCCUGAACUUUGAUCUAUCCCUUUGAUGAAUUGAUUCCACUCUAUUAUCAUGUGUAAGGAGUGAUAACAUUACCAUAGGACUUGUGUUACUGCUCUCCUGUACUUUAUAGUAUUGUUGAGGGAUGAGCUUGUCUGUUGUAUGCCUGUGUUUUCCUCCCCCAGUGGUGGAAUGGCUGUGUUUGUUUGUAUUCUGUACCUGUCUUGUGUGGGUUUUAUACUGUGUCGAUAUCAAUAGCCUAUAUACUUCUGGUUUAGUUCUAAUUGGACACACACAUACAGUUGUGUUUAGCUAACCUUGUGGGGACACACAAUUGAUUCCCAUUCAAAAUCCUAUUUUCUCUAACCCCUUACUCUAAACUGAACCCUAAAUCUAACACUUACCCUAACCCAAAAACCCAACUCCUAACCCUAAUUCUAACCUUAACCCUAAACCCCUAGAAAUAGCCUUUUUCCUUAUGGGGACUAGCAAAAUGUCCCUAGUUGGUCAAUUUUUUUCUUAGUUUACUAUUCUUGUGAGGACCCCUGGUUAAACUCAUACACACACUCAUACACACACUCAUACACACACGCAUUCUUGUAUAACUAACCUUGUGGCGACACACAAUUCAGCCCCAUUCAAAAUCAUAUUUUCCCUAAACCCCUAACUUUACCCUAAUCCCAAAACCUAGCCCUAAAACUAAACCUAGCUCCUAACCCUAAUUCUAAACUUAACCCUAAACCCCCUAGAAAUAGCAUUUGACCUUGUGGGGACUAACAAAAUAUUGCCAGUUGGUCAAAUGUUCAUUUGUUUACUAUUCUUGUGGGAACCAGAUAAGUAAACACGUCCAGGUGGUGGAGUUUCCUUUGUAAAUGACUGGAUCCGGCUGAGAGGAUACAUAUGAUUAAACUGACGUGUGGGUAUCUGAAUGUCUAUAGUGUAUCAUCGUGCCACUAUUAUAGCUAAGAGAAAUGAUUUAAUACAGAUGCUUUAUGUGUGUGUUGACUUUG
Messenger RNA from Oncorhynchus masou masou (cherry salmon), 5705 nucleotides. RefSeq names its product stearoyl-CoA desaturase 5-like. The transcript is spliced from 6 exons. Gene Ontology annotation, biological process: unsaturated fatty acid biosynthetic process. The record is from RefSeq and is a predicted model, not a curated record. Lineage: Eukaryota; Metazoa; Chordata; Actinopteri; Salmoniformes; Salmonidae. Gene Ontology annotation, molecular function: iron ion binding; stearoyl-CoA 9-desaturase activity. Gene Ontology annotation, cellular component: endoplasmic reticulum membrane. Bases 346 to 1386 code for a protein of 346 amino acids.